This is a messenger RNA of Suillus subaureus, 735 nucleotides long. RefSeq names its product Alpha/Beta hydrolase protein. Lineage: Eukaryota; Fungi; Basidiomycota; Agaricomycetes; Boletales; Suillaceae. Bases 1 to 735 code for a protein of 244 amino acids. The record is from RefSeq and is a predicted model, not a curated record. The transcript has 3 exons.
AUGUCCGCGUCCCACUGGGGUUCCCCUGCUGCUUCCAAACGCGCUCUGCUCAUCCAUGGGUUGACUGCGUCCUCGCAAUCAUGGGAGGGCAUCGCUCAGCUAUUAGUAGCAGAAGGGUUCUUUGUCGUUGCGCCAAAUCUCCUUGGGCAUGCAUGGAGACGAGGCACUGAUUAUCGUAUCUCUACCCUUGCAGAGGACCUCCGGCCGUAUUUCGCCAUGGACAUGCCCUAUGACGUGAUUAUAGGUCAUUCUCUUGGUGGCUUGGUAGCCUUGUCACUCUUUCCAUACUUGCCCAAGACGAAAGAAACCACCGUCAUACUCGUCGAUCCCCCCCUCGAGCUUACGGUGGAGCAGUUUAAAAAGAGUAAAAACAAGUUUCUAAAGGAGAUUGAGGAUUCCAAGACUGCUGACGAGCACAUGGCUGAGCAUCCUGCUUGGUCUCGGAGUAACAGUAUUUUAAGAGCGCUAGGAGUCUACAUGUGCGAUCGCAUUGUUGUUGAGGGGAUAUUUGAGCAUAAUACGCCUUGGUCUUUCAGCGGCCUGUUGAAAAACAUCCCACCUCACGUGAAGACCGCCUUGUUGGUAUCUGAUCCGGAGCGGGGUAGCGUUUGUCAUUUGGAGCAAGUCUCUCAUGACGUGAAGACCAAAGUUUUUAUCGAAAUUGGCCACUGGAUUCAAUACGAGUGUCCGGAUGCUAUCAUGGAUGAAGUUUCGUUACCCAGAGCAAAUCUUUGA